Molecule: messenger RNA, 1022 nt
Organism: Mytilus trossulus (common blue mussel)
Lineage: Eukaryota; Metazoa; Mollusca; Bivalvia; Mytilida; Mytilidae
Product: complex I intermediate-associated protein 30, mitochondrial-like
Exons: 4
Coding region: 141-1001 (286 amino acids)
Biological process (GO): mitochondrial electron transport, NADH to ubiquinone; mitochondrial respiratory chain complex I assembly
Cellular component (GO): mitochondrion
Source: RefSeq, a predicted model, not a curated record
GUACAUGUAGGUAUCUCAACUUUUUGUAGUUCUGAAGACUUCUGAAAACUUAUCAUCUAUUUGCAUGAUAGAUAUGUUGUAAUGAACAAAAGAGAUUUAAAACAACAUCCCAAAUAAUUAUAGCUGAUUGUUGAUAAAGGAUGUCAGUCCUGACAAGACAGAUUUUACAGCUGUGUUCUAGAUGUCACACUCCAUUGAUUACAUCAGUAAAUUUUAUUCAUGAGAUAGACCGCAAAGGAGGAUAUAACCACAGGGUUGAACGUCCUGUCAAGGAAAGGUUAAAAGAAGGGUAUGAAAUUUUCAAAAAAGACAUCAAAGUUUUCGGUGAAGAAAUGAAAGACAAAUGGAGAGAAGAUAGGAUGCUAAUAGCAAAUCAUAAUGAUUAUGAAUAUUUUUGGAAAUUUGAUGGUGCUAAAACUUUAGAACCCUGGGUUGUUACAUCUGACAGAGACAAUUUAGAAGGCUUCAGCAAGGCUGAGAUGGCCCUUAGUAAAAAUAACAAGGCCUUAUUUCAUGGGUAUAUAUCUCAAAGACUUCCUAAAGAUGGCGUCCUUACAAGUACAGGCUACGCUAAUAUGAGGUCACCUCUCAAAACGAGAUCAUUUCAAAGACAAGAACCGUAUGAUUGGAGUAUGUUUACACAUCUGAUAUUGCGUGUAAGGGGAGAUGGACGCCCAUAUCAGUUGUGUAUAUUGAUGCACCGAUACUUUGAUGUUCAGUGGUUUGACAUGUAUAACUACACAUUGUUUACUAGAGGUGGCCCUUACUGGCAGAUAGCUAAAAUUCCUUUCUCAAAGUUUUAUUUGUCUCAUAAAGGUAGAAUAUUAGACGACCAGAGGAAGAUUGACUUAGAUAAUGUGCGUAAUUUUGGAAUAACUCUUGCCGAUAGUGUUGAAGGACCGUUUCAGUUAGAAGUGGAUUAUAUUGGGUUAAUCAAUGAUGAAAGUCAUGCAGAAGAGUUUGCAUAUGAAUUGUAUCGUCAUGAAUUUAUUACGUUGUGAUUAAAUUUUAUUUUAACUUUA